Molecule: messenger RNA, 873 nt
Organism: Fusarium keratoplasticum
Lineage: Eukaryota; Fungi; Ascomycota; Sordariomycetes; Hypocreales; Nectriaceae
Exons: 2
Coding region: 1-873 (290 amino acids)
Source: RefSeq, a predicted model, not a curated record
AUGCUCAUCACGACAGCAAGAAAAAUGGCCUCUUCUCGCUUCAUCCUUGCCAUAGCCCUCUUGGCAACCUUAGUACACGCUCAAUGCUACUACCCAGACGGCGGAGAUGCCCUCCGGGACGUGCCAUGCAAACCAGAUGCUGAAGUCUCCGCCUGUUGCGCCGAGGGCUACAUCUGCGUCUCGACGGGCAUGUGCCAGUUCGUCGAGUACGCAGGCACGGGCAGGUUCGCCCGUGGCAGCUGUACAAACCAGGACUGGUCUAGCAGCGAGUGUCCCAACUUCUGCACCGACGCCGAGGGGGAGGAAGCCGGAGGCACCGACGUGACGAGGUGUCAGGGGUAUACGGAUCGGUUCUUUUGUCCUAGGAGCCAAAAUGCCAAUGUCUGUAAGGAUGAGUCCAAGGCCCUCACCUUCUCGGAACCUUCUGUCCUUACAACUAUCCUUGCGGCAACAAAGUCGGUCCAGUCUACACAGUCAACUGAAACCUCUGAAGCAACUACAACAUCAUCAAGCCAAGAAACAACGCCAACCACCAAAGACGAAGGGACCAGCACCACCGCAUCCACAUCACCAAACGAGACGGGGCCGGCAGACAAGGACUCCGACUCAGACUCGGGCCCAAGCCCCGCGCUCCUAGGCGGAGCCAUCGGCGGUUCGAUCGGAGGAUUUCUCCUCGGCGGUCUUGGUGUCUGGCUUAUAUUUUUUCUCCGAAAGGCAAAGAAGGACGCCCUCGAUCGCUCCAGGGUUGUCCCCGAGGUUGAGAACGGAUACAAAGAUGAUCACCAGCCGGCACCAAAGGCAGAGAUGCCGGCCGAAUCGGCGCCUGCUGAGCUUCCGGGAUAUUCGGUCAGUGACAGGUCACGACAGGACUAA